This is a messenger RNA of Larimichthys crocea (large yellow croaker), 3510 nucleotides long. It is a transcript of the gene nr0b2b, whose product is annotated as nuclear receptor subfamily 0, group B, member 2b. Gene Ontology annotation, biological process: circadian rhythm; negative regulation of transcription by RNA polymerase II. NCBI's taxonomy places the organism in Eukaryota, Metazoa, Chordata, Actinopteri, Sciaenidae. Gene Ontology annotation, cellular component: cytoplasm; nucleus. The record is from RefSeq and is a predicted model, not a curated record. The coding region runs from base 687 to 1472 and encodes 261 amino acids. The transcript has 2 exons. Gene Ontology annotation, molecular function: transcription corepressor activity; transcription factor binding.
UUGAGCAACAGCAGUCUCAACAGGUGGUAAAUCAUUAGUAAGCUUGUAGCAUGUGAGUUUUUAUACCAUAUGCAAUUUUAUGUUGGAUAUAUUGAUACUAAACUAUAUUCAUGGCUGGUAUUUUCACUGAUGAUUAAUCUAGAGUGACAUAUAUAGGUGCUACAGGGCUAGGGUUCACAGACAGACAGACUGUGGCCUAGAUUACCUAUCUAUGACCUGAUAUGUAUAUGAGCUGAUCUCACCAUAGAAUUUGUGGUGGGUAAUUUAAAUACCUGAACAUGAAGACGUGCAUGCCCCGUUACUAACGGGUCAUGCACGUCCAAGGUGGCAGUCUGUGCGUUGACCCCGUACAGGCUGAGUUAAUGACUGAGGCAAACAUGAUAAAGGUCAUUCACCCCUGUGACUUCUGUAUUUCACGGCAGCUCAGUUUAACUAGCCUUAUCGCCGCCACGUGGAGGGAGCCUUGAUCACACGGCUCGGGAAGUCCACGGUCACUGCUUUUUUUUUCUUGUUUUUUUUUUUCUUCUCGUAUGAAAGGGCUUAAAGAAGGAGGGUCAAGGCUGAGCUUGUCGAGAGCAGGUGACAUCCUGAUAAAUAGGGCCGUCUGAGCACUAUGUGACAGUAGUCAUGCUUUUUCUGGAGCUUACUUUUUGAGAGCAUUUUCUGCGGAUACGUCUUCCUUUAUAAUGUUUCCUCUGGAAGAGAUUACACAUACCACUUGCACGGGUUACCAGGAUCAGCAUCCUCACACUAUCCUUUACAACAUCUUGAGCGGGAAGGAGAGCGGCUACCUCAACACCAAACUGAACCAUCACGCCACAGCGCACAACUGCCACUGUGAACAGAGGAGGACGGUGUGCCUCAAGUACCCGAAGGCCACCUGCCAAGUUGCCUCCAGCGUUCUGGUCAAAACCAUCUGCUUUGUGAGAAGUCUACCAUCCUUCAGUCAGCUUCCAUCAGGAGAUCAGUCACUGUUGUUAAGACACUGCUGGGUUCCUUUAUUUCUUCUGGGACUUGCUCAAGAAAAGAUAGUCUUUGAGGUGACUGAUGAACCAAAUUCAAGUAUCCUUAGACAGAUCUUGCUCGGACCACAGCUCACUGAAAGGAAGGCUGACCGACCAACACUCGCUGGAGUCCACAAACUGAGGACUUGCUUGCAUCACAUCUGGGAUCUGGACCUCAGUCCGAAGGAAUAUGCAUACCUGAAGGGUGCUUUGUUGUUUAACCCAGCUGUUCAUGGACUGAGUGCCUUGUUGCUCAUUGAAGGCCUCCAACAGGAAGCUCAGAAAGCUCUCCAAGAGAUCAUCCAUGGCCGGCACCCAGAAGACACUGUUUUCUUCGGCCACGUCCUCCUAGCAGCCUCCACCAUUCAGACUGUCAGCCACAGCCUGGUCACAGAGCUCUUCUUCAAGCCUGUUAUUGGCAACACAAAUAUGUUACAUUUAUUAACAGACAUGCUGUUUGUGCAAUAAGAUCCCAGGGAUAAAGCUUCAGCUCUAUGAAGUCAUGGUUUUAUUAAUUGUUUAAUGUCUGUGAAAGCAUAAAAAUCAACAUGUUGAUCCUAUUGGAGGAGCAUUGCCUGAUCUUUGAAGAAAAAAAAACUUUGACUCCCUCAUGUGGCCAUAUGUGGCAAACAAAAAGCAAACAAACUCUUGUUUUGUUUCACUUCAUUUAUUUUAUUUUAUUGUUUUUAUAAUGACACACACACAUUUGCUGAUAAUAUAAAAGUACCAUACCUCGGUGAAAGACCCAAGCAAUAUACCUUCAAAUUUGACAAAAUCUAGCAUGCUAAUGAAAAGAAAAUGCUAUGCUUUAGCAGACAAUUCAACCAGUUUAGUGAAAUAGGACGUAUAUUACGAUAGGUACAGUUAACAUGACACAGACAUAUUAGUCACUUUCUAAAUAGUCGAGCUGGUUUUCCAACCAGAGCAACCAGUUUCACGCCACCAUGGUGUUGCAACCGAAUUCUUGACACUGUUAUUUAAGAUAUCCAUAUUACCUCUUGUCGCAAACAUUUAUUCUUUGCACUUAGAAUUAAAAUAGGGCACACGAGGACAGAUGUAAUCUAGACCGCUAAACCACACUUUUACAAUAUACCCAUGUGCAUUAACUGAAGGCAUUACAAUAGGGCCCAUGACCAACAGUAACCAUAAUCUAACGCUGAUAAUGAAAACACGGAGCUGAAUACAUUCCACUGAGUCAGCUGGACAAAUUCGCAUCAGCACCCAGGAGCAAACACAGCAAAGCACGACGACAAACAUUCACUUCAUGAGUCAGUUUGGGUAUAAUGUCACUAAUAAAUUAUAGUUAUAGUACGUGAUAAAAGCUAAACUAUAAUUGCAUUUCACACACUAGCUUUCAAAACAUCAAACACCCGGUUAACUUAAAACUUAGGAGCUAUCUGCUUCAUAUGAGUUUCAUAGUAAUCUGCUUUGUGAAGAAAAGAAAUCACACUCUAUAUACAUAAACGUCAUUAAAGUCACAAUAGAAAAAAACCUGAAUUUUAACACACAAACACACAAAAAGAAAAAGUCCACCUACUAACUUCUUUGCUUUGUUUCUAUGGUUAGAAUCAUUGACUGUAUAUAAAGAUGGACAACGUGACAGUGAAGCCAAAACAUUCAGAUUUAGGUAGUUCUUAUUAUGAUAUGUCUGGUUUUAAUUGGUUAUGUGAUGCUAUAAAAAAAGGGGACUUUCACGACUUGACUGACAGCUGAGCCUUGCUUGCGUUCGAGUCGGCAGGAUUCAUGGGCGGGACCGUGAUACUGCCGUGACAACCCCGAUCACCACUGCGCAGACUCUGGCUCCAAAAUGACAUCACUGAUGCAAAAUGGCACUUCCGAUAGUUUGGGAGGAAGUGUAGAGACGUCGUCCAUCUUUAUAUGUGCCCAUGGUCAGAAUGUGGAAAAUUAUUCUCACAUCUGUAUGGUAAAUGUUUUACCAUACAAGCUACUGCAAGCAGCUAGUCAGCUUAGCUUAGCAUAGAGACUGGAAAGAGUGGGAAACACUUAGCUUAUCCGCACAUUUGACGCUCACAGAAAUACAACAAAUUGUGGCCCAGAUACAGGCCAGUGCGUAACUUGCAGUAAAGCAACAACUUGUCGUUUCACACUUUGUUUUUGUACAAACUAAAUAAAACAUGAAUCGGCCUUUAAAGGUGUUGCUAGGCAGGUUUUGUAACCUUCGGACAGAACCAGUCUAUAUGCUAAGCUAAGUCAACUGGAUGUAGAGUCUAACUCUCCGCAAGAAAGCAAACAAGCCUGUUUCCCAAAAUUCACCCCCAGACACGCAAAAAUACUCCACCCAAUACUACAAUUACAGCAUUGUAUAAAACCUCCUUUUUCUUCCUGCUAAAUAUUGUUACUUCAUCCUUUUACACUUCUACCACUUUUAGGUACAAACAACGAAAUCUAUUAGAACAUAAUUUCCUCUCAUUAAUCUAAAAUCAUUCAUGUACAUACGUCAUAUAUAACCUCUGAAUUAAACUGAAUACACACACAUUCGUUUAAA